CCGGAAGUGGCGCUGGACGGAAGUGCAGCUGCGGGUCACAGCGGAGACAAACAGACGUCACAAUCAGGACGCGCCGGUGAUCUCGGCUCAGCGGGAGAUCAGCUGCUGCAUGGCGGUCACAGUCUCCACGGUGGUGCCAGCUCUCAUCAUGGAGAACAAACCAAGAACCUCCACCAAGCUGGGCCUUCCACCCCUCACCCCAAACCAGCAGGAGGCGCUGCAAAAGGCUAAGAAGUACUGCAUGGAGCAGAGCAUCAACAGUGUCCUCAUCAAACAGACUCAGAAGCUCAGCAGCCUGCAGAUGGCGUCUCUGUCCAUGGGCCUGGGUGAUGCUCUGUCUCCUCUACAAUCGGUAGCAGCUCAGCGUCAGAGAGCUCUGGCUAUCAUGUGUCGAGUUUACGUGGGCUCCAUCUACUACGAGCUGGGUGAGGACACCAUCAGACAGGCCUUUGCUCCCUUCGGACCCAUCAAGAGCAUCGACAUGUCGUGGGACUCUGUUACCAUGAAACACAAGGGUUUUGCCUUCGUAGAGUACGAGAUGCCCGAAGCAGCUCAGCUAGCUCUGGAACAGAUGAACUCCAUCGUCUUGGGAGGCAGAAGCAUCAAGGUUGGGAGGCCCAGUAACAUCGGCCAGGCUCAGCCAAUCAUCGACCAGCUGGCAGAGGAGGCACGGGCCUUUAACAGAAUCUAUGUGGCGUCGGUUCACCCCGACCUCUCCCACGACGAUAUCAAGAGCGUCUUUGAGGCCUUCGGAAGGAUCAAGUCCUGCACGUUGGUCCGAGAGCCAGUCAGCGGACGGCACAAAGGCUUUGGCUUUGUCGAGUACGAUAGGGCUCAGUCUGCUCUGGACGCCGUUUCCUCCAUGAACCUUUUUGACCUGGGGGGCCAGUACCUCAGGGUGGGGAAAGCCGUGACUCCUCCCAUACCUCUUUUCACACCGACCGCUACUGGAGGACUCCUUCCCCCAGCCGCCGCCAUGGCCGCCGCCGCCAAGAUCAAUGCUCAGGAGUCGGUUGGAGCGUCAGUGCUCAAAGCUCUGGCUGGACCAGCUCUUCUCUCUCAGCAGCUGGGAGGACUUCCUCAGGCCGCCAUGGCUGUUCCGGCUCCGGGUGUCACCACAGAUGGAACCCUGGCUCGACCCGGCCUUUCUCAGGUGGGUUUGGUGAACCCGGUGCUGGCCACGCCCCCGGGCCCGGUGCCCUCUGUUGGCUCUGAGGUGAAGGAGGAGGAGCAGAGGGGCGGAGCCAUGGAGCCGCUCAGCGAGCAGGAGCACGGGGUGAUGAGGAAAGCUAUCCGCCAGCAGGAGUCCACCGUGAUGGUCCUGAGGAACAUGGUCGGACCCGAAGACAUCGAUGACGACCUUGAGGCUGAGGUCACCGAGGAGUGCGGUAAAUUCGGGCGGGUGAGGCGCGUUGUCGUUUACCGUGAGCGGCAGGGCGAGGAGGACGACGCCGACGUCAUCGUCAAGAUCUUCGUGGAGUUUUCAGAGGCGGCUGAGAUGAGCCGAGCCGCCCGGGCACUGAACCGACGGUGGUACGCAGGACGGCAGGUGGUCGCCGAGGAGUAUGAAAGGGAGGGGUUCAACCGGGGCGACCUGACGGCGUAGAACACACACACAGCAAAUAGACUGUAUUCAAAGGGAAGCCAGCGUCCUGGGUGGCCCCCUGCUGGCAUUCACACACAUGAUCUCACUAGGAGGACGCCAGUGGGAUCCUGUUUCACCACAAUGGAACACAAACAACACACUGACAGAACAAAAAGGACUCAGACCUGAAAACGACCAUCAAAUCGUAUCAAUCAAAGAAUUGAUAAGUUAUUGUGAAUCCUUCUAAAAUGAUUAAACGUCUCACACCAGGAUGACGGACGUGAUUGACCUGA
Messenger RNA from Gasterosteus aculeatus aculeatus (three-spined stickleback), 1878 nucleotides. It is a transcript of the gene puf60a, whose product is annotated as poly-U binding splicing factor a. NCBI's taxonomy places the organism in Eukaryota, Metazoa, Chordata, Actinopteri, Perciformes, Gasterosteidae. Gene Ontology annotation, biological process: alternative mRNA splicing, via spliceosome; regulation of alternative mRNA splicing, via spliceosome; mRNA splice site recognition. Gene Ontology annotation, cellular component: catalytic step 2 spliceosome; precatalytic spliceosome. The record is from RefSeq and is a predicted model, not a curated record. Gene Ontology annotation, molecular function: RNA binding.